Synchytrium microbalum is the source of this 1233-nucleotide messenger RNA. RefSeq lists its product as uncharacterized. The transcript is spliced from 2 exons. The coding region runs from base 1 to 1233 and encodes 410 amino acids. Gene Ontology annotation, biological process: protein ubiquitination. Gene Ontology annotation, molecular function: ubiquitin-protein transferase activity; zinc ion binding. The record is from RefSeq and is a predicted model, not a curated record. Lineage: Eukaryota; Fungi; Chytridiomycota; Chytridiomycetes; Synchytriales; Synchytriaceae.
AUGGGAUCCAAGACACCCUUCUUUUAUACAGAGAGUGAAUCAGAAAGUGAAGAGGAUGCAACUGCAACACGAGCUACCAAGCGGGACUUGCUGAAGGAGGCUCUGCUGCCAAUAGCUUCGACACAGCAGCUAUCGGAUAGCACCAUAGAUACCAUCCUCCGUCUCAUCACCGAACAGACACCUGCUUCUGUAGCGCAGACAUCUGAAGUGCCAACUCCAAACAGCAUAACAACGCCAGCAAUCGUCGAUGAAGAGAAAGAAACAGGGGAAUUAGCAUACAUCACACGUCAGUUCCUCGAUACAGAUGCCGAAUCUCAGUCAACAACUCCCAACCGAAUCCGGAAUGUCUCACACCGACCUCAUCAUAAACGAUCAUAUUCAAAUCCCGAACUAUACAUGCUAUCCUCACUAAGUAAUACUCCAAUGCCACACGGGCAGCUCCCCUCAUUGUACUCCGCGCAAUCAUCUAUAUCGUCUAUCCGCACCUCAACACGUAAUCUAUUGACUCCUCAGCAAUUUGCCUACAAGACGAAACUAGCCGGGAAGACACAUGUAGAAGACCGCUUUUCUCGCUCUCGCUCCGAGAAUGUAUCGAAUUCAUCCAUGUUUGGAGGAUCUACUACGAGUCAGCAGGUACCUACCUGUAGAAUAUGUCUAGGAGAUGAUCGUCCACAGAAUCUGUUUAGGCCGUGUAGGUGUGAUGGUAGUCAAAGACUGGUACAUUUAGAUUGCUUGAAUAGGUGGAGGCGUAUGUCUCCUACGCCAUUAUCUCGCUUCCAAUGCGAUAUAUGUAAAUCAUACUACAAGUUUAAGGGUGGCACUGGUGAAAAGCUCUUUGGUGAAAAAGUCACGCUCAUCGUCAACAUAACAGCCCUCUUCUCGUCAUUCAUCCCAUUCCCGGCCGUACCACCAACAGUAAUAAUACCACCUGGAGUCAUAACACGCCGUCUACGAGAACACUUGAUCCCAUGUCUCUUCUUCCUGCGAGGAUAUAAACCAGUCUCGGAUUCUCUCUUCACUAUGGUCAUCAUACUCUAUAAUGCUCUGUCCUGGUUUGCUCAAAAGUCACAUCCUGCUGCUCUGGCGGUGGAUAUACUGUGGUUUGGGCUGGUUAUAGUAGGGACGAUUGUAACUGCCAUUGCUACGCAUGCUCGAGUUGCUACCAUGGCUCCUCGUCUGUUGGGACUGCUGGUGGAUGUCAAUGAUGAGGCCCGUGAAGUGAUUGCCGGUUAA